AUUCUAUAGUCACUUGUUAGCCCAACCCUGGAGAACAAAUAGGAAUUUAACUUUUCCUGACUUAAAAAUCAAAAUGUAAUCUCUUAAAGUUCCCAGGAGAAGCUUUUUGCUGCCAUUGUAAUCACCUUUCCUCAUGUCUGUACCCCUGCUACCAACAUCACUCAGUCACCAUUGAGCUGUCAGUGCUGAGAGUUGUAGUUGCAGUGUAGCUGUAUGGACACUGGUUACUCACUGUAUUACAUCCCCUGACUGACUGCAUUGCUGGGGGAGUCACUACCAACCAACUCUGCCAAUUUACCUGCAACUUGUUUGUUUCUUUCCAGGGAGGAUUAAGAUCACACUAGUUAUUAUGAGUGGAGCUGCCAUACUCCCUCCUCUCACUCACCUCUUUUACUCACUGUUACAGAGUUUCUGUCUAACGAUACAAAUAUUUCUGAGCCUGAUCCUCACUGUAUCCAGAACUGAGAGGGUUAACUCCCAGGAGUACAAAGUGCUGUUUGUCUUUGAUAAAAGGGAAAGUUCAGUUUCGUUUCUUGUUCAGUUGCUGUUCCUGCUCUCAGUGAUGGCGGCUGCUGAUCUGAGAGACGAGCUGAGCUGCUCCAUCUGCCUGAGCAUUUAUACUGAUCCUGUAUCCCUGCCGUGUUCCCAUAACUUCUGCCGGGGCUGUAUUGGGAGGGUGCUGGGCACCCAGGAGGGAUCUGGGCCUUAUUCCUGCCCUGAAUGCAGACAGGAGUUUAAGGAGCGCCCUGCCCUGCCCAGGAACAGAACUCUGGGGAACAUAGCAGAGAGAUUCCGUCCGACUGAAACAGAGCCGGGGGAGACUGGGAUCUUCUGUACCUACUGUGUCCUCUCUCUUGUACCUGCUGUUAAAUCCUGUCUGCACUGUGAAGCUUCUCUGUGUGAGACCCACCUGAGGAUGCACAGCAAGUCAGCAGAACAUGUACUGACCCAACCCACUGAUUCCUUCAUGGAGAGAAAAUGUUCUGUACAUCACAAGGUUCUGGAGUAUUACUGCUGUGAGGAGUCUGUCUGUGUCUGUGUGUCCUGCUGUCUGGCCGGAGAGCACAGGGGCCACAGGGUGGAGCUGCUGAGUGAGGCCUCUGAGAAGAAGAAAGAGACACUGAGGAAAGUUGUGGAGAAACUGAGGCCAGAGAGAGAGGAGACUGAGAGAGGAGCCCAGAGACUGCAGGAGCGCAGGAGAGAAGUGGCAGAAAAAGCAGCCGGUGAGACAGAGAGAGUCACUGCCCUGUUUAGAGACAUCAGGGAACAGCUGGAAGCCCUAGAGAAGCGACUCCUGAGUGACAUCUCCAGCCAGAAAGAGAAGCUCUCACUCACACUCACUGAUCUGAUGGAGCAGCUGGAAAUAAAGAAGGACGAGCUGUCCAGGAAGAUCCGUCACAUUGAGGAGCUGUGCAACAUGGCAGAUCCACUCACUGUCCUACAGGAACGGGAAUCACAUGGAGCUGCAGAUAAUGAGGGGGGCAGAGAGAGACAUGAUAUAAAGGUCCCUGCUGUAGGGGAUCUGGAUGUGGAUCUGAUCUCAGAGACAUUACUCACAGGCUUAGCUGCCAUUGGGACUGGGGUAAAGGGAAGGAUCUAUGGGCAGGAGGCUACAGACCUGUUACUGGAUAUAAACACGGCUCAUAAUAAUGUAUCUGUAUCAGGGGACAGGAAAUCUGCUUCCUACUCACUAACAAAACUACAUUACCCACAAUCCCCAGAGAGAUUUCAGGAUUAUCCUCAGUCUUUAAGCAGCAGGAGUUUCCCCUCAGGGCGACAUUACUGGGAAGUGGAGGUCAGUGAAUCAGGGGGCUGGAUGGUAGGGGUGGCCUAUACCAGUAUAGAGAGGAGAGGGGAUCAGUCUGGUAUUGGGAAUAAUAACAAGUCCUGGUGUUUGUACAGAUGGUAUAAUAAUAACAGAUAUUCAGUGGUACAUAACAGUAAAAGGACAGAUUUACCCCACGUCUCUUCCUGCAGGAGAAUCAGGAUCUCAUUGGACUAUGAGGCUGGACGUCUGUCCUUUUAUGAGCUGAGUGAGCCAAUCAGACACUUACACACCUUCACUGUCACAUUCACUGAGCCCCUUCAUGUUGCAUUCUGGGUAAAGGGGAUUAAUUCCUGGGUGAGAAUCAUUAGUUAGGACACUGCCCACUGAGGUUUUAGAAAGCAAAAUCACAUACAUCCCCACAUUUAAAAAUGUAGAGAGACAAAAAUAUAUCAUCACAUCACUAUGCAUUUUUCAAAAUUAUUAAGUUAUGGAGCGUGUAAAUACAUUUCUGGGUAUGUAAAGGUUAUGCUUUAUUUGUUAUUACAGUUUUGUUAAUGAAGGUGAAAUUGCCCUGAAGGCUAUGGGCACACAGGCUGUUGGCUCUGACUAUUUUGUCUACUUGGACUGAUCUUAGUUUGAUCUCAGUUUGUGUCUGUGUGUGUCUGUCUGUGUGUGUGUGUGUAUGUGUGUGUUUGUGUGACACAGGCUGAUCAGAUUGAAAUCAAUGGAGUGGGGGCAGGGAGCAAAUCUACUUCUCUCAGCCUGCAAAAAUACAUAGAGAACAGCUGGAGCCUUCAGCCUGUGUGUCCAUAGCCUUAAAGAAGCUGAACAUCCAAGUUCCCCCACGAGACCUGCUUAUUUUAUCAGUUACAAUUGUAUCUCAGUGCAGGUGCUGAGUAUUCUGGGCUCUAUGCCAAAAUCUUCUUAUUUCAUUAAGUUGGAGAAACUUUGUAUAUUUUUUGUACUUAAGUUUAAAUGGAAAUGUGGGAAAUUUCUAUAAGAAUGUGAGACUGUGGGUUGAGACAGGUGAGAUAUAAAAUCAGAGGAUACAUUAUAACUCUUCCAGUAGAACUAAACCAAUCAGUGCAGCCCUAAUAAGUACUAGAUUAUAAUUAACUGUUUUCCUCUCCUCCCAACAAUUUAUCUCAUCAGGAAUUAUCUAGACUGGAUGUGCUGACACCUCCAAAAUGUACAACACAGUCACUGAGAAAGAGACUCCAAGAGGAAUUAAAUUGUCACACAGUCCCGAUUCAUUUGUGAAAAAAGUGCUUUUCUUAAAUGUGAUUUUUUAAUUGAAUGUGGAAUAAAGUGAGUAUUGAUUAUA
Molecule: messenger RNA, 3092 nt
Organism: Xenopus laevis (African clawed frog)
Lineage: Eukaryota; Metazoa; Chordata; Amphibia; Anura; Pipidae
Product: E3 ubiquitin-protein ligase TRIM7-like
Exons: 1
Coding region: 350-2140 (596 amino acids)
Source: RefSeq, a predicted model, not a curated record